Danio rerio (zebrafish) is the source of this 1351-nucleotide messenger RNA. It is a transcript of the gene cbr4, whose product is annotated as carbonyl reductase 4. The record is from RefSeq and is marked validated. Gene Ontology annotation, cellular component: mitochondrial matrix. Gene Ontology annotation, biological process: fatty acid biosynthetic process. Lineage: Eukaryota; Metazoa; Chordata; Actinopteri; Cypriniformes; Danionidae. Gene Ontology annotation, molecular function: oxidoreductase activity, acting on the CH-OH group of donors, NAD or NADP as acceptor.
ACAGUGUAGUCAAUAUGGCGGCGUCCAUAACUUCAGUUCACUUUUAGCGACAAACAAUAAAGAAAAAAACUAGCGUAUGAUAUUGACUUUUAACGCUGGGGAUGUCCAGGCUGGCUGUGGUGUUCGGGGGUUCGCGUGGCAUUGGGCGAGCAGUCUCUAAGCUGUUGGCACAGAGGGGUCACAGGAUUGUGCUGUUGUCUAGGAAUAAAGAGGCUGCACAGGCCACUGCUCAAUCUCUCCCUGGAGAAAACCAUUUGGGCCUAAGCUGCGAUGUCUCAAAAGAAGAAGAGGUUCAGAAAGCGUUUGAGACCAUCAAUAAGACCUGUGGCACUGUAGGGUUCCUGGUUAAUGCGGCUGGCAUCAACAGAGAUGCGCUGUUAUUGAGGAGUAAAUCUGAAGACAUGCUGUCUGUUUUGCACACUAACCUGCUGGGCUCCAUGCUGACAUGUAAGGCCGCUGUACGAAACAUGCUCAGUCAUGGAGGAGCCAUUGUCAACAUCGGUUCAGUGGUGGGUGUGAAGGGUAAUGCUGGUCAGUGUGUGUACAGCGCCAGUAAAGCUGGACUAGAGGGAUUCACUCGCUCACUGGCAAAGGAAGUGGCUUCUCGUAACAUACGAGUGAACUUGGUGGCUCCAGGAUUGAUUCACACAGACAUGACUGCAGGACUGGCAGAAGAAGCAGCGGUGAGGACCAUUCCAUUGGGCCGUUUUGGGGAACCUGCAGAAGUGGCCCAGGCUGUGCUUUUCCUCCUGGAGUCGCCUUAUAUCACAGGACAGAUUCUGCUGGUGGACGGAGGACUACAGCUGCUGAUGUAAUGAUUCUAUGAGUCACUGAAGUAUUAAAGUGCAUAUUUUUGUUUUGGUGAUUAUACCCAAUAUCUCUAUUUAGGGGUUGAGUCAAAGCUCGAUAUUGUUAAUCUUCUUCUCAUCACUCUGUGGAAUUCUGAGUCAUGUAAAACAUUGUGUAAGAGUAGUUUUGGACCAUCUGGAUUAGAUUAAUGUUAUUUUUAGUUCACUGGAGUUUUUGGGUUAUUGCUGCAUGUUCCAUACUUAAGAUAAUGGAGGUCACAGAUCAACCAGCGGAGGAUAUGACUCGUUUUGUGAUGUCAUUUCUAUUUUUAGCAUACAUAGUUUAUUCAGAUAUAAAUGAUGUUAGAAUCGCAGGUUUGUAAAAGAUCAGAAAUAUACAGAUUUUAAAAUCAAGAAUGAACUAAACACUGAAAAAAAAUAUUUAUAGAUGAUUCCUUGAAUUAACUACAUUUUUUUUUCGUUAAGUGGUUGUAAUCAAUUUAUUUGGGCUAAAUUUAAACAAGUUAAGUUGAAUAUUAUUACAUUUGUUUAAAUUUAACACA